CGCGCUUGACUAGUGUCAGAUCGGAACGCAGGCUGCAAGGAGCAAACCACUAUAGAGCAGCCUUUGCCAUGUAACAGCGCACUGCAGUUUACAGGAUAUUAAUUAACGAACGUCGCGGCAGCCUUUCUACUGGUGAUAACAUUUACCUGAUUAUCAUCCUGAUAAAGAUUAACAAUGCACUGACCACAAGAUUGGCCAUAGUUCCUGAGAGACCAGGCAGUUGACCUUUCUGGGGAUAUGCAGAUGAACAGCCCUUCACUCUGACUGAGGAUUCCAGCAGCAUCCAUGAAGCAUUUUUCUGAUUGGUCUGUGGCCUGUUUUAUUUGCGGAGUGUUUGUUUGAGCUCUGUAAGUAGUUCUUUAAAUGGUCAUGGCGAAGAGGGCUCAGUCCCUUAAUCUGUCCUUCCUCCUGGAGCACGAAAGGCAGAUGAUCCUCAGUGUCCUCCAGAAAGACGAGAAGCUCAGAAAACGAGAGGAGAAACGCAUCAGGAAAUUGAAAAAUGAUCUUGUGGAGCUAAAGCGAGCCGGGCGGCAUAGUUCGGUGGAUCAGCGUGAGUGUGCUGUAUGUUUGCGUGCUCUGGGUCUGAUCCUGCAUAGGGGGAAUGUGUGUACCAACUGUCAUCGUCGCGUCUGCAACUUCUGUACUGCUACGCCUCCAGGCAGAAACCAGUGCAAAUGCACUGUGUGUGCAAAGACUGCGGAGCUGAAGGUAGUUACGGGGGAAUGGUUUCUGGAAGAGAGAUCCAAAAGGUUUCAACAUGCCAGUGUUCCCAGCAGUGAUGUAGUCAAACAGUCUAUCCUCAGCAGUCCUCUAGAUGGAGGCUCCGCCCACAGAACACCUCCUCCAUCAGAGCUGGAGACAUCAGCCACGCCCAGGUCUGAGAAAUCAGCCUCGCCCCAAUCCCAGAAAAGCACAUGGAAGGACAGAAAAGGCAAAAGAGCAGUCGCAGUGGAAUCUUCAGGGUUACCAACAAUACCCAAUAACAUGCGAGCAGAAAUGGCCAAAACACUGACCCAAACAGAGGCAAGAAUCAGGCCGGAUGGGGCAGAGAGCGUGUCUAGUAUACAAAGUAGUGACAGUGCUCCUGAGAAGAUAGCCGAUGGGCGGAGACAAACAGAUUUUAGCACACCCUCCAUCGCCAUAUCCAGAGCCUCCCUCUCAUCAGACCGCAGUCGCUCAGAGGUUGACCUCAGUAAUGCCGUGGAGGGGAUUAGUGAAGGCUCAUUGAUUAGCUGGUGCCGCUCAGUUCCGGGACUGAAUGAUGGGGACUCGGAUGAGGACAUUGAUUCUUUGUUAUCAGCCCAAUACAAAACCAACCGGAGCGUCUGCAGUGCGCAAUCAAUGUCUUCUACACCUGCCUCGGAAAGAAACUGGGGUUUCCUUAAUGUCCCUGACUCAGAUGCUGAUACUACCAGCAUCAACAGUAUGACGAGUGUGUACAGUGAGACAGGGGACUAUGGCAGCGUGCGGGUUUCUGGGGAGAUCCUGCUCAACAUUUCCUACUGCUAUAAAACAGGAGCACUCAACGUGCUAGUCUGUGAGUGCCGCUGCCUAGCAACCGGAGAUGAGAGGAGACAGCGCACAGAUUCCUAUGUUAAAACCUAUCUCCUGCCAGACAAAUCCCGUCAAAGCAAGAGGAAAACCAGCAUCAAAAACAACACCACUAACCCAGUGUUUAAUGAAAAGCUGAGGUAUGUGGUCAGUCACUCUCAGCUGGAGACACGCACACUGCAGGUGUCUGUUUGGCAUCAUGAUCGCUUUGGACACAAUAAGUUCCUGGGGGAGACAGAGCUCACAUUUGACUCCUGGGAGUUUGACAAUCAGAUUGAGGAGUGGUUCGCCCUGCAGCCCAGGAAUGAGUCUUGUGAAGAUUCAGUGAUGCAUUAUAAAGGGGAACUGACGGUGGUUUUGAAGUACAUUCCUGCAGAGAGAAAUGUCUCCCUUCCUCUGGACCAAGUGCAAGUGAAGAAGGGUUUUCUGAAAGGAAAGAAGAAGACCAUCACUCUUCCUAAUGGAGGAAUGGUGGAGCUGCUGGUGAAAGAGGCCAAAAACCUGACGGCCGUCAAAGGAGGGUCUUCUGAUUCGUUUGUCAAAGGAUACCUGCUGCCUGAUGACAAGAAAAGCACAAAGCACAAGACAGCUGUGGUGAAGCGCACAGUGAACCCUCACUGGAAUCACACCUUCACAUACUGUGGCCUGCAGCACAGCGAUCUAGACAGCGUAUGUCUGGAACUGACCGUGUGGGACAGAGAACCAUUCACCAGCAAUGUCUUCCUAGGUGGGGUGCGUCUUGGCGCAGGGACAGGUCUGAGUUAUGGGAAGGAAGUUGAUUGGAACGAUUCCUAUGGAGAUGAGCAGAGGCUAUGGCGGCGCAUGGUUGACAACCCCGAAGUCCCGCAAGAGUGCACACUGAUGCUGCGAUCCAGCAUGGCCAAGAGAAAGACAUAGAGAAAAAGAUACAAAAAAAAAAAAAAAAUGAAGAAGAGGGUGUUUCCUUUGAAAUUCUGAUCUCCUCUAGCCACUUUCAUGUGCCCUUUAUGUGCUUUGGUGUUACCCACAUGCCCAUUCUAAUGUGCAUCUGCACGCUAAAUUCUUCGAACACAUGUGUUACAUAGAAAUGUACACGCAUUAAAGCCUGUAACAUACUCGACUCAAACCCAGGUGUGACAGGCAACUGUGUGUUAGACACUCAAAAACAUAUAAACAUUGGCAAUAACUGUGAAUAGCACAUGAGAACUAAAAAGAGCACAGUGAACAUUACUGUAUCAACAAUCCAAGAUCAAAUUUUGUCCACAAAGAACAAAGCACAAAGCACUUCCUCUGCAAAAACUGAAAAAUAAAAUAUUAAAUUUAAUUUGCAAAAAUAGAGCUUAAAAUCCAGAAGAAUCCAGAAGAACAUUUUUGAGUCGUGGGUUCCCUCUGGAAUUUCCAAUGGAUUUUUUUUUAAUUAUUGUAAUAAAAAUGUACUGUUAGUAUUAGUUAUUGUUAAUGUUUUUUUUACUAUACAGCAGGGGUGUAAAAAGCACUCAGAAAUUAUACUUAAGUGAAUGUAUGGAUACUGAGUGAAAAUUGUACUCAAUUAAAAGUCCAAGUAUCUAGCCAAAAUAUACAAGUAUUCACAUUAAAUUGUACUUCAGUAAUAAAAAAGUAAAAAGCAACUUUUCCUAGUUAGAAUGAAAUUAAGAGAGGAGAUUACGCAAGAGAGGAUGUUGUUAAAUUCGAUUGGUUUGAAAGUCGCCUUUUUACUGUCUCUGACGACUUCUCCCCCAGUGGCAUUCGCAACCUGGUCAAAGAAUUGUUACAAUAACAACAUUUUUGCAAAAAUUAUUUUUAUGUGGUCUGUUGUACGUAACACGGCAAUUUCCUGGUGGAAUGUACACUAGAGGUGCUAAAACAACGACUUUUAUCCCCUUUCACUCAAAUCACGAGUAAAACGGCAGAUUGUCAUUUCAUAAACACUUACUUUUUGCUCUGUUCCUCACAUAAUGCAAUCUUAUGACAUAUAACACCUUAACUAUUGCACAUGACUAAUUUUAAUGUUUGCAUUACAUAACCAACUACAUUUACAAGCUUGUUUAAGUGUGAUCAAACUGCGUGGUAGCUCAACUGAUAGAGUGUUGCACUUUUGACAUAAAGAACUGGGGUAUGAGUCUUUUCGGGAUAAUAUUUCACUCACUUUAAGUGUCACACAGUGGACAUUUCACUUUGGAACUGGCGCAUUACAUGUAAUGAACCACAUAAUUUUAUUUAGCAAAAAUGUUGUCACAGUCACGCAUGGGAGAAGACACUCACGAAUUGUGAUGUCAGAGCACCCAGCUCCUUGAGACAUAGAGAAAGAUAAAAAAAAAAAUCAAAAUAAGCUUUGGAGAAAGUUAGUAAUGUUGUUGGUUUUGUGAAUUGUUUUCUGAGGUUUGCUACCAAACCUUGCUGUUGAGCAGAUGGAUGAAUUCAAUAUAAUUCAUAUUUAAUAUUAACUUAGAUUCCAUUAUUUUUAUUAUCAUUAUUAUCAUCAUUAUCAUUGCUGGUUUUAUAGUUAUUAUUAUAAUUAAUAGUUGCCUAACAACAACAAUAAUUCAGCAAAUAGGAAGUAAAAAUUCAUAGAUAUGAUUUAAAUAUGGCAAUUGUAGAAAUAAAUAACGUGCACAUUUAAUUACAAAAGACUUUUGUGUGUGUGUGUAUAUAUAUAUAUAUAUAUAUAUAUAUAUAUAUAUAUAUAUAUAUAUAUAUAUUUGCAACAUGAAUGAUAAUUUCUUACUUCUUAACUGUCCAGUCUGUAGAAGUAGCAUGUGUUUACAAUAGAGUUUAGGACAAAAACCGUCAGUGUUUCUCACUUCGUGCUCAUAAUUUUAAAUGAGUUCAUCACAUUCAGUCAGGCCGUCACAUACGGUCUAGUCGCACAAAUAUUUAAAUGUAUUAGAAGCUUAAAAUUCCGCCUCUGCAGAUGGUCAGAACUCCACACAGCCACCAUGCGUUUGUCGGAUGCAGUGAAAAUGCGGCUUCAGUCCAUUAAGUCGAAAGAAAAUUAUCUGCAAAAAUUUAGAGAAAUUAUCAAGUUUAAAUAAAAUUGUAAGGAGUAAAACGUACUAUUUUUUCUUUGGAAAUGUAAUUAAGUAAAAGUACAAGUAUUCCAUUUAAAUUUCACUCAAGUAAAGUACAAAACCAAAAAAUAAUACUUAAGGAUAAUACUUAAGUACUGUAUUUUUACUCAAUUACUUUACACCCCUGCUAUACAGUAUGUUAUAUAUUAAUUUUAAAAAAAUGAAAAAUUCUUCAAGAAAUGUUAACCUUACAGACCUUAUUUGACUUAUAGCGCAUUCAGAAACUAUUCAGACCCCUUCAUUUGUUUCAUAUUUUGUUAUGUUGCAGCCUUAUGUUAAAUGCUUUAAAUUAUCAUUUUUUUACAUCAAUCUACACUCCAUACCACAUAAUGACAAAGCAAAAAACAGAUUUUUUAUAACUUUGCAAAUGUAUUAAAGAGAAAAAAUUAAAAUAUCUCAUUGACAUAAGUAGUCAGACCCUGAACUCAGUACUUAGUUGAAGCACCUUUGAAUUACAGCCUCAAGUCAUUUCGGGUAUGAUGUGACAAGCUUGCACACCUGGAUUUGGGGACUUUCAUCCAUCCUUCUCUGCAGUUCCUCUCAAGCUCUGUCAGGUUUGAUGGGGACUGUUGGUGGACAGCCGUUUUAAGGUCUCUCCAGAGAUGUUCAAUUGGGUUCAAGUCCGGGCUCUGGCUGGGCCACUCAAAGACAUUCACAGAGUUGUCCCUAAGCCACUCUUGCGUUGUCUUGGCUGUGUGCUUAGGGUCAUUGUCCUGUUAGAAUGUAAACCUUCGGCCAAGUCUGAGGUCCUGAAUGUUCUGGACCAGGUUUACGUUAAGGAUAUCUCUGUAUUUUGCUGCAUUCAGCUUUCCUUCAACCCUGACCAGUCCCCCAGUCCCUGCCGCUGAUAAACACCCCUACAGCAUGAUGCUACCACCACCAUGCUUCACCGUUGAGAUGGUAUUGCACAGGUGAUGAGGAAUUGAGGAAUGGAAUUGAGGCCAAACAAUUCAAUGUUCAUUUUAUCAGACCAGAGAAUCUUGUUUCUCACAGUCUGAGGGUCAUUUAGGUGCAUUUUUAUGUGUCUUGCACUGAGGAGAGGCUUCCGUCUGGCCACUCUGCCAUAAAGCCCAGAUCGGUGGAGUGUUGCAGUGAUGGUUGUCCUUCUGCAAGUUUCUCCCAUCUCCACACAUGAUCUCUGGAGCUCAGCCAGAGUGACCAUCGGGUUCUUGGUCACCUCUAUUACCAAGGUCCUUCUACCCCAAUUGCUGAGUUUGGCCAGGCGGCCAGCUCUAGGAAGAGUCCUGGUUGUUCCAAACUUGUUCCAUUUAAGAGUUAUAGAGGCCACUGUGCUCUUGAAUGCAGCCAAAAUAGUUUUGUAGCCUUCCCCAGAUCUGUGCCUCGACACAAUCCUGUCUCUGAGCUCUGCAGGCAGUUACUUUGACCUCAUGACUUGGUUUUUGCUCUAAUAUGCAUUUUCAGCUGUGAGACCUUAUAUAGACAGGUGUGUGCCUUUCCAAAUCAUGUCCAAUCAAUUGAAUUUGCCACAGGUGGACUCCAAUCAAUGUGUAGAAAAAUCUCAAAGAUGAUCCAAAGAAAUGGGAUGCACCUGAGCUAAAUUUCAAGUGUCACAGCAAAGGGUCUGAAUAAUUUUGUCAAUGUGAUAUUUCAGGGUUUUUUUGUAAUAAAUUUGCAAAAUUAUCAAAAAUCAGGUUUUUGCUUUGUCAUUAUGUGGGAAAAAAAUAAUUUAAAGCAUUUUAACAUAAGGCUGCAACUUAUCAAAAUGUGAAAAAAUUAAGGGGUCUGAAUAUUUUCUGAAUGCACUGUAUAUAUUGAAAACCGCUAUUCUAAAAACCCUUUAUAUAUUCCUGAGAGAAAUCAUGCUGAAUUAGCCUUCUGGGUUAGUCUACAAAUUUACAUAAUGAGUGAACAGCUCCAUAGCAUCUGCACACAACCCUAGCACACAUAGCAAACUCAUGCAGAACAGCACAUUCUGGCUUUCUAUAAGCACAUGUAUACAGACAUGCACAAAAGUGUGAAGAUAUCCUGGUGUGUAAUUAUGUACUUUGGCUGAAGAGAGACUGGCUGUUAAAUUUCUAAGCUAGUCUUACGAAUCAAUGUGAAAAAGGUGUGACAGAACAUUUUAAUGGACACUGUGGUUCAUUACCUUAACUAGAUUUGCAGUUCCUCCAGAAAAUACCAGUGCUUGCAAUCGAGUAAAAGAAUAAUAUUUUUGGUAAAAUUGUAGAGCGAUUAACUCAUUUUCUCAUUUGACUUCACUUUCCAUUAACAAAACAUGUUACCUGGAUGUUUAAAAUAAAGAACAAUCACAAUUCAGCAUGCAGAUAUUACUAUGACAUCAUCGCUGGCAGUUAGAUGCUAUUGACAAAAAUUCAGACAAUGGUAGAUAGUCAAAGUUAAUGUUACAAAAUUUUGUAACAUUUAUAAUUUUAAAAAAGCCAAAAAAUACACAGCAGACCUAAAACUAAAAUAGUCUGCUAAAAAAGUAUGGAUAGUAGUUGGAGCUGAAUCUAUUGCAGAAAAAUGGAUAGAACAUGAAUGUAUGUAUUGGAAUCAUUAUACAUACAGUCAGGGGCGCAACUACACAUUUCCGAGUGGGUAUGCAAAACUACAGUUUGUGCCCCAUGUAUCUGUCAAGCUUGGGGGUGGGGGGGGUUGGGUGAUGACUGCACCACCUUUAGUGAGCCGCUGGCACUCCCCUAUGCAUUGCAUACCUUGCAUAUAUGUUUUUUGUGCCUCUGCAUACAGUGCUCGCAACGCACAUAUGUACAGUACAUAUGCGCAGGGACUAUAGAAGCACAACACCAAGAGUCCCAAUACUAAGCCUUAUGUUACUGUGAGGUCUCUAUGAAUAAUUUGUGCAUCCCCUCUUUGUACCCAUUACUGUUGUUAGAAUCAGUUACAAUCAAGUGUAAUAGACAUUAUAUGACAUUUUUAAAUAAAUAACAGGUGUGAUAACAUAUUUUGUGGCACGUAUUCGGCUUUAUCAAUGUCAAAGUGUGACCUCCAUGUGUUACUUGUUGUAAACAAUGUCCAGUAUUGUCAAAAGCAAGUUCAGUGUAUGUGUGCCAUUUCCACUCGCAUCAGGAAGACUGUGCUUAGGAUUACCAAACAUGUACUGUUCUGUACUGUACUUUAUCAUCUUCAGAAAUAGAAUAAAUAUUAUUUACUGU
Myxocyprinus asiaticus (Chinese sucker) is the source of this 7732-nucleotide messenger RNA. It is a transcript of the gene sytl5, whose product is annotated as synaptotagmin-like 5. Bases 364 to 2448 code for a protein of 694 amino acids. The record is from RefSeq and is a predicted model, not a curated record. Lineage: Eukaryota; Metazoa; Chordata; Actinopteri; Cypriniformes; Catostomidae. Gene Ontology annotation, molecular function: neurexin family protein binding; small GTPase binding; phospholipid binding. The transcript is spliced from 17 exons. Gene Ontology annotation, biological process: intracellular protein transport; exocytosis. Gene Ontology annotation, cellular component: exocytic vesicle; plasma membrane.